GUCGGAGCAUCUUUUUUGCAGCAACAUCAGCCCACUUUCCCCCCUGCAACCAAAUGAUGGCAAAACCUGCAGGGCAAUUCACAGGACGUGUUCAGGGUUGAACCAUGUGGUGAGGAGCGGUAUGCCAUGCAGAGGAGACACAGCAGCAACACGGAUGGCAUGCCCUCUGACAGGAGCCGAAGCCAAACUUUGGGAUCAGAGAGCAGUCUGGAUGAGGGUGGCGUGUUCGACUGCCUGAAGCCCGACUCUCCCGCUUCACCCCAGCAGAUGUUCUCAGGCCUGGUAGGUGUCCCCUCCAGCUCGGUCUCCUCUGCCCAGUUCCAGGCAGCUGGCUUAGUUCUGGGCUCUCCCCCUGAAGUUUUUAUCCAGAUGACCGCAUCGUCCAGGGAAGAAGGUGGCCCUCAUCGUACAGAGGGUGGACCUUUUCUUCCUCGACCGCCCCCGCACCACCACCACCAUCAUCAACAUCACCACCACUUCCACCACCAGCCCCUUCAGCACAGGACCUCCUCACUGCUCCAGCAGGCCACCACCGGGGCCGCCUCAGAGAGGCACAGCUCCAGGGAGGAGACCCAGGAGGACCCGUCAAACCCUGCUCCGGCCCUGUCUGAGUUAAAGGCAGUGGUAACGUGGCUGCAGAGAGGCUUCCCCUUCAUCCUCAUUCUGCUGGCUAAAGUCUGCUUUCAGCAUAAGCUAGGGAUUGCUGUGUGUGUUGGCAUGGCCAGCACAUUUGCCUAUGCCAAUUCAACAUUGAGGCACCAGGUUUCGCUACGGGAGGAACGUUCUGUAUUUGUUGCUCUGUGGAUCCUCAUGUUCCUCACAGGGAACAUAGUUUACAUUUACUUUACGUUUAGUCAAGAGGAGCUACACAACAGCCUCAUGUUUGCCAAGCCCAACCUUAACAGCUUUGACUUCUUCGAUCUGAUCUGGGCCGUGGGCAUCACUGACUUUGUCCUGAAGUACUUCACCAUCGGCCUGAAAUGUUUGGUUCUCUUUCUUCCCAAGAUUCUCCUUGCCUUCAAAUCCAGGGGAAAGUUCUACCUGCUGAUCGAGGAGCUGAGCCAGCUGUUCAGGGCCCUGGUGCCUAUCCAGCUGUGGUACAAGUACAUCAUGGGAGAAGACCCGUCCAACAGUUACUUCCUGGGAGCCACUCUAAUCAUUAUCUACAGCCUUUGCAAGUCCUUUGACAUCUGUGGACGUGUAUCCGCCAUACGAAAGGCCUUGGUCAUGCUCUGCAGCUCCCAGAGUUAUGGAGUCAGAGCAGGCAGUCAGCAGUGCAGCGAAGCAGGGGAUGUUUGUGCAAUCUGUCAGGCUGAUUUCAGAGAACCCAUCGCCCUACUCUGUCAGCAUGUUUUCUGCGAGGAGUGCCUGUGUUUGUGGUUCGACCGGGAGAGAACAUGCCCGCUGUGCCGCUCCACCGUCGUUGAGACCCUGAGAUGCUGGAAAGACGGCACAACCUCGGCUCACUUCCAGAUCUACUAAGCUUUGACAACAAAUCAUCAGACAAAGAAAGAUGUGAUGUGAUUAAUGCUGGUUAUAUGUAUCUUUGAUUAUUUAUUCCGGUUUAUCUUUGUUUGGUAACUCAAUAAGGUUAAGCAUAAUUAUGCAGAGGCUUUUCAAACGAUUAGAAGAGAAAAAACGAAUCACAUUAUUUUUCUCUGUGGACAAAUGGAGCAUUAUUUAAGGUCUCAUUCACAGCCUUAUUAUCAGCAUGGUAUUAGUUUGAAUAGGAAACAUAAAUCUGGACUAAAGUCAGUUUAACUAUUAGAUUCUUGUCACACAGUCAUGCCAACAGUCACAUUUUGUUUACCUGUAGACUUAGCCGCUGUUGUAAACUGUGAUUGUCAUUCACAGGAAACAUUCUAAGACAAAGUUACUUAAAGCGAGUUUAUGAUCAAAUGCUGACCGCAUUCACUCUCCUUGAAGUAAAUGCCGUACUUUGUAUGAUAUUAUUUAUGGUAUUUUCAUGGUUGUGUAUAUAAUCUUUUUUUUUUUUCAAUGAGUAUUGAACAUUUUUUUUGUUUAUUAUGUGUUUGAAAAUGGGUUACUCUUACGUUGAUCAAACAAAAUAUCAGGAAGUCAAAAAAAUCCGUCCAAACAAAUCGUUUAGUAAUUAAUAAUGUGAUUUAAAUAUUGAGUGAUAAAAGUGAGUUGGUGUGUAACUUUUGAUCAUCCAUUCUGUAAACAGCACAUCCUGUUAUAAUGUUUAUUGUGAGAUCCAGGCACCACAAGCAAAACCCAUUUUGUAGUUUUGUAUCAUGACUGGUGCAGAAAUUGAAGUUAGUUUUGCCUGUGCGUACAUUUGCUUAUCUUCAAUUAUGCAAGAUGUGUUAAAUUUGUUUCCUAUUAAGGGCAUCAUGAAUUAUUUCUUUUAGAAUUAUUUCAUUUUGGGUUGCAUACUAAUAAAGAACGACUUCAAAGUGCA
Molecule: messenger RNA, 2425 nt
Organism: Labrus mixtus (cuckoo wrasse)
Lineage: Eukaryota; Metazoa; Chordata; Actinopteri; Labriformes; Labridae
Gene: rnft2
Product: ring finger protein, transmembrane 2
Exons: 10
Coding region: 127-1482 (451 amino acids)
Biological process (GO): positive regulation of ERAD pathway
Molecular function (GO): ubiquitin protein ligase activity
Source: RefSeq, a predicted model, not a curated record